Molecule: messenger RNA, 3528 nt
Organism: Miscanthus lutarioriparius
Lineage: Eukaryota; Viridiplantae; Streptophyta; Magnoliopsida; Poales; Poaceae
Source: the annotation of a GenBank genome assembly
AUGCACAUCAAGGAGGUAACCCUCGAGGGAUUCAAGUCGUACGCGGGGCGGACGGUGGUGUCGGGGUUCGACCCGCUGUUCAACGCCAUCACCGGGCUCAACGGCUCCGGCAAGUCCAACAUCCUCGAUUCCAUCUGCUUCGUGCUCGGCAUCACAGAUCUCCGCCAGGUGCGCGCCACCUCGCUCCAGGAGCUCGUCUACAAGCAGGGCCAGGCCGGGGUCACCAAGGCUACCGUCUCUAUCGUCUUCGACAACUCCGACCGCUCCCGGUCCCCGCUCGGCUAUGAGGACUCGCCCGAGAUCACUGUCACGCGCCAGAUUGUUGUUGGUGGAAGGAACAAAUACCUUAUCAAUGGCCAUCUUGCACAACCAUCCCGGGUCCAGACCCUUUUCCACUCAGUGCAGCUUAAUGUAAACAAUCCUCAUUUUCUAAUUAUGCAAGGGCGCAUAACAAAAGUGCUGAACAUGAAGCCUCCAGAAAUUUUGUCCAUGUUAGAAGAGGCAGCAGGCACAAGAAUGUAUGAAAUGAAGAAAGAAUCUGCUCUUAAGACACUUGAGAAGAAGCAGAAUAAAGUUGAUGAGAUUAAUAAACUCCUUGAUGUUGAAAUCCUCCCUGCACUAGAGAAGCUUAGAAAGGAGCGGUGCCAAUACAUGAAAUGGGCCAAUGGCAAUGCUGAACUGGAUAGGCUCAAACGAUUUUGUAUUGCCUAUGAGUUUGUUCAGACCGAGAGAGUGCGAGAUGGUGCACUCAAUGAUGUCAAACAAAUCAGGGCAAAGAUUGAUGAGCUGGAUGAAAAUACAGAAAAGAUAAAAGCAGAUAUACAAGAAAUGGACAAUAACAUUUCUACCUUGGCUGCUGAAAAAGAAGCUAAACUAGGUGGUGAGAUGAAGCUUCUGUCAGAUAAAGUGGAUAAAUUAUCACAUGUACUUAUCAAGGAAACUUCUGUGAUGAAUAAUCAAGAGGAAACCCUGAAGUCUGAGGAAAAGGGUGCUGAGAAGAUUCUCACAAACAUUGAGGACAUAAAAAGGUCUAUACUCGAGAGAGAUGCUGCUGUAAAAAAUGUAGAGAAUGAGGCGUCUGAUAUGAAAAAAAGAGCAGAGGAGCUCACAAAGGAGUUGGAUGAGAAGGAGAAAGAAUACCAGGGUGUGCUAGCAGGAAAAAGCAGUGCAAGCGAGAAGAAAUGCCUUGAAGAUCAGCUUAGAGAUGCAAAAGCUGCAGUUGGAGAUGCAGAAUCUGGACUAAAGCAGCUAGCCACAAAAAUAAAACAUUCUGAAAAGGAGUUGAAGGAGAAGAAAGUUCUGUUAGUGUCCAAGCGUGAUGAGGCUAUUGCAGCUGAGAAUGAGCUGAAAACAAGGACAAAGGACUUGGAUGGUAUCAAGGCAUCCAUGGGAUCUAUAAACUACGAUGAGGGCCAAAUGGAAGCUUUGCAAAAGGACCGUUCUACAGAGUUAGAAAUUGUUCAGAAAUUAAAGGACUGUGUUCGUAAGCUUUCUGGUGAGCUUGCUAAUGUUCACUUCAGUUAUCGAGACCCUGAAAGGAAUUUUGAUAGAUCAAAAGUCAAAGGGGUUGUUGCACGUCUUAUUAGGAUUAAGGAUAGCUCAACAGCUACAGCACUGGAGGUUGCCGCAGGUGGGAGGUUAUUUAAUGUGGUGGUUGACACAGAAGAAACUGGAAAGCAACUAUUAAAGAAUGGGGAUCUACGAAGUAGAGUAACCAUCAUACCUUUGAACAAAAUCCAAACAUACAUGAUACCUGACAGAGUUCAGCAGGCAGCUCGUAGACUGGUUGGUCCUGACAAUGUAACGUUAGCUCUAGAAUUGGUUGGAUAUGGUGAGGAAGUAAAGAAUGCCGUGGCUUAUGUCUUUGGCUCAACAUUUGUGUGUCGUAAUACGGAUGCGGCAAAAGAGGUUGCGUUUAAUAGGGAAGUUAGCAGUACUAGUGUGACUCUUGAGGGUGACACUUAUCAGCCUAGUGGUCUUUUGACUGGAGGUAGUAAAGGGGGUAGAGGGAACUUGCUAAGGAAACUCGACGAACUAGCUAAAGCUGAGGCUGAUCUAUCCGAUCAUGAGAAAAGGCUCUCUGUCAUUGAACAGCAGAUUGGAGCCCUUUUGCCAUUGCAGAAAAGGUACACUGAGUUGAAAUCUCAGUUUGAACUCAAGUCAUAUGAUCUCUCGCUAUUUCAGAGCAGAGUUGAGCAAAAUGAACAUCACAAGUUAGGUGAACUUGUAAAGAAAAUUGAACAAGAGCUUCAAGAAUCAAAACAAGAGUUGACAGAAAAGGAAGUGCAGCAUGAAAAAUGUGUGUCUACAGUUUCUGAGUUAGAAAAAACUAUCAAGACUUAUGGCACUGAACGAGAGGGCAGACUCAAAGCGCUGGAGAAAAGGAUCAAAUCAAUUAAAUCAGAGAUGCAGUCCAUGUCAAAGCAACUUAAGGCUUAUGAAAGUGACAGGGAGAGGCUGAUCAUGGAGAAAGAUGCAGUUGCUAAUGAGCUUGCUACACUGGAAGAGCAGUUAACAACUUCAAAAGCUCAAAUUACUUCUCUGUCUGAAACCUUGGAAAAACAAAAGGACAAGGUUACUUCCAUAAAGCAAGAUUAUGAUCAAGCUGAAAGUGAGCUCAAUGUUGGGCGUUCUAAACUGAAGGAAUGUGACUCACAGAUAAACCAUAUGGCCAAGGAACAGCAGAAACUUCAGCAGAAGUUAAGUGAUUCAAAUGUUGAAAGGAAGAAAAUGGAAAAUGAGGUUAAGAGGAUGGAGAUAGAGCAGAAGGAUUGCUCUUCAAUAGUUGAUAAGCUAGUGGAGAAGUAUAGCUGGAUUGCAACUGAGAAACAGUUGUUUGGGAAAAGCGGUACAGAUUAUGAUUUUCAAUCUUGUGAACCACAUAAAGCCCGCGAGGAACUUGAAAAUCUUCAAGCUCAACAAUCCAGUCUUGAGAAGAGGGUCAAUAAGAAAGUUAUGGCAAUGUUUGAGAAGGCAGAGGAUGAGUACAAUGAUUUGAUGUCAAAGAAAAACAUCAUCGAGAAUGACAAGGCAAAAAUCAAGAAAGUGAUAGAAGAGUUGGAUGAGAAGAAGAAGGAAACCUUGAAAGUCACAUGGCUCAAAGUAAACAAGGAUUUCGGAUCUAUAUUCAGUACUCUUUUACCUGGUACAAUGGCAAAACUUGAUCCUCCAGAAGGUGGCACUUUCUUGGAUGGUCUUGAAGUUCGUGUGGCAUUUGGGACAGUUUGGAAGCAGUCUCUAUCUGAACUUAGUGGAGGGCAACGGUCCCUUCUUGCUCUUAGUCUUAUCCUGGCUCUGCUUCUUUUUAAACCUGCACCACUUUACAUAUUGGAUGAGGUUGAUGCUGCUCUUGAUCUGAGCCACACCCAAAACAUUGGUAGAAUGAUCAAGGCUCAUUUUCCGCACUCUCAGUUCAUAGUUGUCUCUUUAAAAGAGGGUAUGUUCAACAAUGCCAAUGUGAUAUUCCGAACAAAAUUUGUUGAUGGUGUGUCCACUGUGACACGUACAGUGCCUUCAAAACAGAGAUGA